This is a messenger RNA of Colletotrichum spaethianum, 531 nucleotides long. Its product is annotated as manganese peroxidase 1. Gene Ontology annotation, molecular function: peroxidase activity; heme binding. NCBI's taxonomy places the organism in Eukaryota, Fungi, Ascomycota, Sordariomycetes, Glomerellales, Glomerellaceae. Bases 1 to 531 code for a protein of 176 amino acids. Gene Ontology annotation, biological process: hydrogen peroxide catabolic process; cellular response to oxidative stress; response to reactive oxygen species. The transcript has 3 exons. The record is from RefSeq and is a predicted model, not a curated record.
AUGCAGAUUCAGCCCAUUUGCGACAUACUGAGCCAAAAGGCCGUCGCCUAUAAUGUCAGCACCGCCGACAUGAUACAAGCGGCAGCAGCCUGUGGUGGACCCAAAAUUCACUUCCUUGUGGGGAGAAAGGAUUCCGCUGUACCCAGCGCCGAGGGCGUCUUGCCCACACAAGACUCCGACGCAGCAUCUCAGAUCAAUGCCUUCAAGAAAAAGGGGUUCACGGCUACAGAUCUCGUGGCCCUUGUGGGAGCGCAUAGCGCGGGACAGAGUGUACAGGAGCUGUCCUUCGAUUCGACUCCUGACAAGCUGGACAGCACCGUCUAUUACCCACAGACGCUAGAGGAGACGACGCCAACAUCCCUAGGCAGCGAUGUUGCUCUCGGAAACGCCAGGGAGACCAAAAACAUAUGGAAGGGCUUUGGGGCAAGCCAGGCACGUUGGAAUUCUGCAUUCAAGCUAGCUAUGGGGAAGAUGAGCAUCAUGGGAACUGACCUGGGGACACUUGCAGACUGCUCAAAGUUGGUGACCUAA